AUGGUCUCUAUCAAGACUUUGCUUGUCGUGGCCUUCAUCUCUCUAGUGAGCGCAAAGCCGCAAUCUUGUACUUGUGUCGAUUCGGAUGAGGCGGAACGCCUCUGCAGCAUGCUCCAAAAUGUCAAAAUGUUGUAUGGGAGAUGCCUUACGGCUAAUGAGAAAGCCACCGCUGAAUUCUCUACCUUGUGCGAUCAGAGCGACAAGAAUCGCUUCGGUGCAUACUGCCGAGAUCUCCGCGAUGAUGAAUCAUUUUAG
Molecule: messenger RNA, 255 nt
Organism: Drepanopeziza brunnea f. sp. 'multigermtubi' MB_m1
Lineage: Eukaryota; Fungi; Ascomycota; Leotiomycetes; Helotiales; Drepanopezizaceae
Source: RefSeq, a predicted model, not a curated record